Lymnaea stagnalis (great pond snail) is the source of this 18182-nucleotide messenger RNA. The record is from the annotation of a GenBank genome assembly. Lineage: Eukaryota; Metazoa; Mollusca; Gastropoda; Lymnaeidae.
CAGAUCUGUUUGAAUAGAAAAUAAUUUGAAAUUUAUCGGUUUCUCUGUCGCCGCAUAUGUUUAUCAAGGAGAUGAACGUGUCAAUCCCCCCGCCCCCUAAUUAAAGAUAACAAAUAAUCUGUCUCCGAAUUUCUAUGGAUCAUUCAACAAUGGUAAUCAUUCAUGUGCUUUUAAUUUUUAAUUAACAAAAAUAAUGAUUUUAAUAAUAAUAAGUAAUAAGUGAAACCAGAUAGUUGAGAUAACCUAGGAGGCGUGGAAAUCAUGAAUGGGAAACCCAAUUAAUUGCAAUUAAUUAUAAAUUUUAAAAUAUUUUGGGAUAGCCUUAAAUUAAGUUGAAUGGAAUGGCGCAACACAUCUGAUCUGUGGGGGAGGAAAAAAAAGGGGGGAGGGUCCGUCACAAAUGAGAGGAUGUCUAAUACUAAUACUAAUUUUUUUAACUUUUUUAAAGAAUAAAGGAAUUGUUCAAAAAUUAGUUUUUACAUAUUGAAAUUAUAUGAAUUGUUAUUGUACCGACCUAGAUGACUACAAGCACUACUUAAUAUGACUUAAACAACAUUGGUCAAUUUCAACAAUGUGGCCUCCACUGCUCAUCUUGUCUCCCAUUAAAGUUUAACGUAGAUCAAAAGGGAAUGGCGUAUAUAAAAAAGGAUAGACGCUACAGGAGGGUUUCUACUGCAUAUAUAUCAGCUGCCAAGUCAACCAUUGUCAAAUGUGUGACAUUGAGCAGCUUGAUGAAGCGAAAAAGACACUGAGAUCCAACAAUGCAUCCACAAAGCGGAUCUUCUACCCAAGGCCGUGCGAAAGGAAUGGAAUGACAGGAUAUCUGUUUUGGACUGAUUUAAACAAAAAUUAUUUAUUAAUGAAGAAGUUUAAAGAAAUAAACAGUUUUAAAAAAUAUUUUUACUUUUUAUUAACAACUAAAGGAUUUUUAUUCUCAUAUCAAUGUCAAGGGAAGCUAUAUUUCUUCUACCAUCUCUUCUGUUCUCAGAUAAAGUGUAGAAUGAUUAAAGGCUAGAUGUAUCCCAGCAUUUUGAAUUUAUCACUAAGCUCCCCUCCCCCACUUUUGCUUGAGAGCUCUUGAUUUCUGCUCCCCUUCCCCCCUCAAUCAAAGUCCUGACAUGCUUUUAUUUUAAAAAGUUACUAUAUAUAUAUAUAUAUAUAUAUAUAUAUACACACACACACACACAUAUCAAUACAAAAGUUGACCCUUAUAAUCUUAAUCAAUUUUAAUUGUUGAAAGUAUUAUAUUUCAAUAGCAUUUGGCUCCCACUAGCAUCAAAACCUGGUUACGCUACUAUUUGAUCUAUCAGGUAUUCUGUUUACAAAUAUUACACAAAUAUAAUGUACAAAUAUUUGUGUUUUAUACUUUUUAAUCAUUAAAAAAAAUCUGUUAAAUCCAAUUAGUGGCAAAGUAACUUUUUGCUAACAUUUGGAUACCAUCUGUUCAUUACCAUAGACCUAGCGUUCAAUUUUAAUUGAUGUGCUGAUCAUAGCUGCGGAAAAUAUAAUGUCCUAUCCUUCAGUUUUACACAAAUCUACCUAACAGGCAAUGGAUUUUGAACUAUCUGAUAACAAAGUGAGAGAGAGAGAGAAAGCGGGCCAGAAAGAAUGAUAACAAUACCAGAGAGAUAAAAAUUGGCUGAUGCAGAGAUAAUAACCAGACUCAAACACUCUAAGACUUAUUUUCUCAGUGGUUGAAGAUCUGUGAAGAGUGCUUUACUUAGACCAAGUUAAUCCAGUGUUACAGAUUUUUCUGAUUGAUUGAAUGAGUAGGUGGUCAGGUGUGAUGGCUUGUUAUUUAAACGCAUUGCAGGGUUAUUUUGUCCGCUUUAUUUAUUUUAUUUACCUUUCCAAAGCUUUGGAUCUAAGGUUAAUUUCACAAUGCAAAGUAAACUUCCGUAAGUGAUUUCAGAAUAGUAUAAUUAUUUUUGUAUCAGUUUGUUCUUUAAUAUAUUGAGGAAUUAUUAAGUAUUUGCUAAAACCAGAUAUGAAUAAAGCAGGAAAUGAGUCUUUGUGAUAUUUGAAUGGUCAAGUGGUAUUGUGUUUCUGUUGUGGAUGAUAACUGAGAAUUCAGAAGUAAAAGGAUUUUUGAAAAACACUCACUUUCAACUUUCAGGAAAUUUCUUUGUUUUAGAAAGAAACAUUUAAAAACAAUUAUGUAAUCUAGUUUAUAAUGCAUCUAUUUGAUGUAUAUAUUAUUGAAUGGGAACUUAAGAUGAUAUAUUAUUUUGAGUGAAAUGUCUGGUAUACGAGAUCGCAAAAUUUGCUCGAAGCCUAGGGGACCCUGCCAUGUGUUAAUUCGGCACUGAUUAAACCACCUGACGUUAUAUUCUUAAGUUUCUGAAUUGUGAUUAAAAAUAAUUUAUAUUUUUCUCCUGUACAGGAUGAAAUGCCAGCUGCGGCCUCCGAAUGCAUUACAGAAGACUCCAAUAGCUACCUGCUUAUAGUAGCCAGUAAUUCACCCAAACUGGAACACAGACAUCACCUCAAACCUCCUGCUGUUCACAAGAGUAAAAAGAAGAUUGAUCAGGUUUGAAACACUGUUGUACUUUUUCUUCACUUCUGCUUUAAAAAGUAUUAGUAGUAGUGAAUUUCAUCAACAUUAUGUCAUGGUGGUAGGCAGAAUCAGAAAACAAUAUUUAUGACUCGACUCCUGCUUUACAAGAGAUCAAUUCUGUUUCUUAACAACAUUCUAACUGGAGUGAGGGAAAUAGUUAGGAUUCCAAAAAUAUAAAUCAAAGAAUCUUGACUAUGGCAAAAAUGAUUAGACCUCAUUACUCUGUCUGCCCUACAUCUUCUGAUGUAUUGAAAAUUGUAGUCAUUGCAAAUAAAAAUAAAUUGUUUGGACCAAUAGAAUUAUUUAGUUUUUUCAUUGUCAUUAUGUUCAACUAUAAUAAAUACUUUAAUAUUUUAUAUGUAUUUCAUAAUGGUGACCUCUAAAUGUAUUUAUUGAUAGUAACUGAUGGAUUAUUUUAAGAUCAUGUUUAUUAAUUCAUUAGAAUAUCGAUAGUCUAUCAGCAGAAAAGUAACUCACAUGUAAUACUAAGAUCAUAUUUACCUCUUUAGGAUAGUCUAUCAGAAGAGCUCCAACAUGCAAGUGAAAUGUCGGCAUCAGUAGAAUCGGAUGAGGUAUCAAAAGAACAUGAGGAUUCUGGGAGGCUAAGCCGGUCAGGAUCAAUUAGAGUUGAAGUGAGUAAAAAUUAUUAUCUUUUAAUGAUUAUUGUGCAAGAAUUUCCUGAAAUAAUAUUUGUUGUACCGUUGUUGUAAAGUUAAUCAUUAUUCUCUUUGUACCACUGCUUUGAAUAAAUUAUCUUUGCUGUACCGAUUAUUCUACAUAUAUGUGCUAUACAAGGGGUCUUCUACCCUUAAGUGUUAGUGUGCCAAAGUUAGACCUCUCAUUCAAUCAACCUGCCAAUAACUAUAAGUCUACCAUUUAAGACGCUUUUGUAAUAAUUUAUAAUUAUUUUUUAGUUUGCCACGUGCCAAUGAAUACCUCUAUGCAUGCCACGUCUGGCACAAGUGCCUUAGGUUGACGACCCCUGUAGUAUACCAUAUGCACUAAAUGAUCUAGUGUUAACUUGAUCUAUUAGAAAAAGAUGUAUGUGCCUGGCUUUUUGCAGUCAUAGAUGUUUUCUCCAUUUUUAGAUCCAAGAUCUCUGCAAUGAUGGAAGCUUCAACUUCACAACAAGUACACUUCGCAAAUGUAAGCAGUUGGUGUUGAGACCCUACUGGGGCCUGCUUCUCUUUGUAAGUCGGUUGUAUUUGUUGUGCAACACUUUUGAACUCUUAGCCGACUCACUGCUAACAUAGACUUAAUUAAUCUAACUCACUGAGACCUCACUGUGGACUGCUUCUCUUUGUUUGUAGGUUGUAUCUAUUGUACAACACUCGUUUAUUCUUAACCAAUCCAGUUCAGCAUCGACUUGAUUGAUCUGAAUGCGAAUAUUUCUGUUGUUGUUAAAGACAUACAAAGAAUUGAGCCUUGGUAAUAUUUACACUGUUAAAGAACAAACCCUCUUAGAAAAUAAAUCAGUCCUUCAUAUUUUAGUUGCCCAUCUUGUUUACUGCAAUGUUUAUCAUUUUAAAACAGAAGUUUUCCCAUUAUGUUUUUUAAUUUAAGAAACUAACAAAAAAAAAACUUUCUGUAAAACAAAAUGUCACAGAUUGGUUGGAGGGGUUUCCAUAAAGAGUCGAUGAACUCCAGUAGGCUGGUUUGGCGGUGUAUCAACUUUCUCUAUCCUACCUUCAUGAUUCUGCUAUUGCUGUAUACAUACAUGUAUGAAAUAUUGGCUUGUGAAUGGAAGCUGAACAUUACUACAGACAGUAAGGUAGUUUCUAUAAAUAUUUAUAUUUAAGAAGGUGAAAUGAAAUAUCUUUGGUGUUCUAAUUUUCCUAUAUUUGUAAAUCAGUAGCAGUACUUCAACCCUUGUUAUUAAGAAUAAAGUAUUUCACAACUUGACCAUUAUUACAUAUACCCUGUGAUUUGAACAAAAUUUCCUAGCUGUUGUCAAAGAUAAAACCUUUCUGUAUAAUAUUAGCAAGGAAAAUUCCAUGCAUUAAAUUGCAUUCAUUGACUUCCUAACCUAGACUUUAACUCUCCCACUUUGUAAGUCAUACAUUUUAAAAAAAACAACCUUUUCACAUUUUAUUACAUGUUGUAUACUCUGUGUUUGGAGUAAAUUGUAGUUUUCUCUUCACGUGCAGAACCUUAAAGCUUUUUCCAUCUUGGUUUAUUAACUAAAAAUACACAGUCUAUAUCUGCAGUAGACUUGCACAUAUUUUAAUAAGACUUUCUAUUGGUUAACAUUCAGCAGUGCAUCAAGUUAUAGUGUAUGAUGGUCCAGUUGAAGUUUAAAGUUCAGAAAAAUAGAUCUAAAAUCCUAUUUAUUAAAAAAAAAACCAUGCAAAUCUAUAAAUCCAUUAGACAGCUCUUUAAUUUUAAGUUAACAAGUACAGUAAUAUAGAAACAUAAUGUUUUUCCUUAAAUUUAAGUUAACAGUAAUAUAGAAUUUUUUUUUUCUAAUGAUAUAAUAGUUUUAUAAUUUCUUUAAAGCCUAAAAUCAAGGUUUUUUCCUAAUAAUGUUUAAUAUAUAUAAAUAUAAUAUCUGUGCAUAUAAAAUUAUUGAUGUUUUGAAACUUUAUAGCAUGAUAAUUUCAUCUGGAGGAGUAAAGGAACAAUCUAGUUUGGGAACUUUACAUUUCAGAAGCUGUUAGAUUUGUGAACAAAGAAGCUUUUAUUUAAAAUGAAUUAAAUAUUACUUUACUAUGAUUAACUAAGUCUCCAGUGUCUGUUAAAGAUAAAAAUUGCAAAUCUCAUGAUAACUAUCAAAGGGCAUUAUACAGUUAUCAGUUAUCUAUGCACCUAUUUAUGUUGUUGUCGUUGACCGGGACUAGAAAGUUCUUUUUGAUAGUAUGAAUUUUUCAUCCAGUGUACUGUUUGAUUCCUCCACUUGUUUUGCAUUGUGUACAUCACAUAAGAUCUACUCAGGCUGCUAUCUGACCAAUGAAAUGGGACCUUUUUUAUCACAACCAUGUACUGGGUCAGUGCAGCUUGUAUAGUACAACUGACUUGAAUUCACUGAACAUAUCCAGAGAUGUAAAACAUGAUAAGUUCAUUGCCUUAAUCAAAAUGGUGGUGUGAUUGGGGGGGGGGGGAGGGGAGAGUAAACAAGCUGUGUCAUCUGAUCAACAUCCUGUUUAUUAGAAAUGAGAUAAAAUUAAUGACCUGUCAAGUUAAAAAAAAAUUUUUUUAUUGUAUUGUUUUGAUUAAUUUAGUGUCUCCCAAUAGGAAGCAGAGAUGCAGAUACCGAGGAGCAGGGGGGCAGGCUUUAAACAAAAUGAUCAUGUCAAUAUUGAGCUUUGUUUUUUGUUUUUUUUAUUAUCUUAGGGACUUAAACUAAACAGAUGUUUUCAGAAACAAUGAAAAAAAACCAACUAAAUUUUAAAAAUUUCAUUCCAUAAGAAAAGUUUAAUGUCAUGAGUAAUAAUAUCUUCAUUAAAAAUUGAUGACUCUAAUUUCAGAUCCUUAAAACAACAACAGCAAAGCCUUUAACAACGACCCGUAACCACUCUCAUUCUUCUGUGACCAUGAGUAUCAUCAUGCCUGCCUUUGAAACCGGUGGUAACAUGACAAACCUGGGUGGUGUCCGGAACAUCGGCUGUGAACACAUAGUGACCACGUACUUUAUCCCAAACCUCCUCCACUUCCUGGCUUACUCACUUGGCUUGUACUACUUCAGAAUUCAGGAAAACGAACAGCUGUAUGCCCUCAUGGAAAAGGUCAGUGCAAAUUAUUAGUUUCUGAAAUCACUGGGGUAUUGUGUUAAAUCUAGUUUUAAUAAAAUUGAUAAAAUUGAGCAAUCAUUAUUUUAAAAUAAAGAAGAUUGGGGGAAAGAAAAACAAGAAAAUGUUUACUGUGAUACAAAAAAUUUUUUACUGUGAUACAAAAAAAUGUUUACUGUGAUACAAAAAAAUGUUUACUGUGAUACAAAAAAAUGUUUACUGUGAUACAAAAAAAUGUUUUGACACUAUGUUUUUUUACAAAUGACACUAUGUUUUAAAUGUUUACUGUGAUACAAAAAAAUGUUUACUGUGAUACAAAAAAAUGUUUACUGUGAUACAAAAAAAUGUUUACUGUGAUACAAAAAAAUGACGAAUGGAUUUGUUUGAAAUAAAGUUAUGUACGUUUUUUAUUUCAGUUUAAAAGUCAGCUGCAGUGUCCUUAAUUAUAGUUAAGGAAUAAAUAAGAAUAGAAAAGAAUGAAGUUUGACAGCUUAACAUGAACCUGUGGGGAACUUUGACAGCAAAAUGAAAAAAGAUCAAUGGACUUAUUAAGUGGAGAAAUGCUGUCAAAUAUAUUUAAACCUAUUAAAAAAUAAAUUUAUUGGAAAAAAAAAUCAAGAAUCUUAAGUGACGCGAUAAAAAAAAUUAUAGCUAAUGAUUAAAAUGGAAGAAAAAAAAAUACAACUGCAUCAAAACCCAAAUUUUCUUAAGCCAUUCAAUUUAAAUCAAAAUAAUGGACAUGUAACAGGUACCCAGUGCUGUACAGCAUCUCAUUCAUUCCUAUUGUUAAGUGAGCUUGUUGAAGUUUGUAAAAAGUCACCUUAAAAAGUCGUUCUCCGCCAACUCCUGGAUCACCUCAUUCAAUGUGACUUGUUUGAACCUUUCCAGUCAGCAUACAGGGCGCAUCACUCUACUGAGACAGCCCUGUUGCGCGCCUUAAACGACCUUCUGUCAUCUUGUGAUGAGGGCCAGGUAUCAAUUUUGUCUUUACUCGAUUUAUCGGCAGCUUUCGAUACGCUCGACCAUGGCAUACUGCUCCAGCGUCUGCAAAAAACGUUCGGUCUCACUGAUACCGUCCUGUGUUGGUUCCGAUCGUAUCUGAAUAAUUGGGUCCAGUCAGUUAUUUCAAACGGCUUGACCUCGAAGAAAUCUAAUAUCGAAUUCGGAGUACCCCAGGGCUCAGUCCUAGGCCCGGUGCUUUUCACGAUGUACAUUCAGCCCCUGGGUGCAGAGAUCAAGCAGUUUGACAUGCAAUACCACAUGUUCACGGACGACACCCAACGUCAUCAAUCCGUGAUCCCCUCUCAGUUCCCUCAGCUGCUCAGUAUGACACAGAAGACAGUGGAGUCAGUUAAGCACUGGAUGACCAUAAACAAGGUCAAAUUGAAUGAUGAAAAGACUGAGCUGAUCCCGCUCAGAAGCAAAAAUCUGCAAAUAACACGAUAUCAAUUACUCUCUCAGGUGUGCGUAUUGAGUUAGCUCAAACAGUGCGGUACCUGGGUGAUAGAAGACUAACUUUGGAAAGUCAUAACAUGCUAUGCAAGGCGAUUUUUCUGGAGCUGCUCAGGAUUAGUCACAUCAGGCCCUUCCUAACAAUUGAUGCAACAAAGAGGCUGAUGUUUGCAUUUGUGACUACUGCAAUGCUCUCAUGGUGGGUCUUCCAGCUACGCUCCUGGAUAAAAUUCAAAUAGCACAGAAUAAUGCGGCUCGCAUUGUUCUUCGCAAACGCAAAUUCGACCAUGCAAAAACACUUCUGAGAGAGUUGCACUGGCUGCCGGUGCGUGCUCGCAUAGAGUACAAAAAUCGCAACUUUGUGCUACCGCUGCUUACAUAAGCUGGCGCCGUCCUAUCUGAAAGAGCUGCUGACGCCUUAUGUACCCACUAGACAACUCCGCUCAUCCGAUAGUGGCAAACUCUCGACACCACGUGUUCGCCUUGAGACUUACGGAAAGCGCACUUUCGCAUUUGCUGGUCCAACAAUUUGGAACACCCUUCCUGUCGAUCUCAGAAACAACCAGACACUGGAGUCCUUUAAAACUGAUUUAAAGACACAUCUAUUUAGCAAACACCUUCUGGGAUGAUUGUCUACCUUAUUUUCCAGUUAAUGCAUAUUGGCUGUGUUGCUUAUGGUUGAAAUGGCUAGAAAGACUUUGACAUUGUAUGCUUGUAAUUAGUUUUUGUAGUUUUGCGUUUGUUUUAAAUGUGGUAAAUUAUAGAUUUGUUUUUUGUUGACUUUGUACCGCGCUUCGAGCCUUUGGAGAUGAAGCGUGUUUUUGAAAUAAACUUUAUUAUUAUUAUUAUUCAAAUAGCAAACUCACCUUAUUCAAAUAGCAAACAUGUAAAAAAAAUUUUCCACUUGUGUACCUGGCAGGUAUUUUUACAAGCCACACCUUUACAAGCAAGAACAGCCUCACAACAGAAGAUGAUCAACAAGCUCAGGCAAGGAAAAGUAUAUUUACUUUACCCUUUGAACCCUUGGCUCCUGGGCCUAAAAUACCCAUGUCCCUGGGGAAAAUGUCCACACACUGACACACAAGCAAACAAAAUCAAAUGAUUAAAAAAUUAAAUAAAUUUUAUUUAUUUCAAUCUAAAUUUGUCUGAUGUAAGUCCAUAAGUAUGAUAAAAUGUCUCACAGAGAUAAUUGUCUUAGAAACGUAACAUAGCAUAGUAAAAGGUCAUUUAUACAACCCUGAUUGUUCAUAAAAGCCAAGGCCAGGACUAGGGAUAGACCUUGUCUUGUUUCUUUUUUUCCGAAAGCACACAUCGAUAGCACUAGAAGUUGAAGUCCCUUGAUCGUCACUAUCAUUGUCUAUUUGCUUUAUUUCAAUCCUUUUUUAAAAAGACAAUAAUAAUCCUUUGAAUUAUUUACAUAUUCAUAAAACUAGUCUAGUUUAAGUCCUUUAGAGUAGCAAUUGUUGUAUUUUCGUCACCUCUAUACAUCGAAAAACAUGACUAAAACCUAAUAGAAACAAUACAUUCAUGGGUGCGGCCAUUACUGUGACCUUUUGCAAGUCACGUAGUAAAGCCCAAACUCAGUAUUUACAACACAUUUUAUAUACGGACUGUCGAUCUAUGGUAAGGUAUGGGAGACCGAAAUAUUGGUCUGGCGGGGUGUGGAGUUUUAAGGCGCAGACCAAUUAAGCGGGAUUGAGGGGGUCAAAAGGUUAAAACAGUUUUUAUUAAAAUGUUUUUUAAAAUAUCAUUCGUGAUUGUCUGUUAAAUGCUUCCGAUCCCUUUAACUACAAUUAACAUAUAUGCUACUAUUUCCAAAACAUUUUUGACAGACAAUUGUUUGUUCAGCAAAUGGCAAGCUGAGUCAUCAAAUGUACAAUUACUGGGAUUGGUGGAUCUGCUUUGCCCUUAUCAGUUCUUCUAGGUUUGACUUUGUUUUGGCCUGGGCAACUUUUAUGUUAUAUUUCGUGUCUAAUCUGUUUCAGGAAUUUGUUUUGAUAUCAAUUAGUUUCACUGGGAAAAAAACCAUCUCAUACUCAUAGUUGGAAAUUUACCAAUCUUAAAGCCAUCUUUGCAACAUUGGGAUAAGACUGUGCCAAUUCAAUCCUAAAAUCACUACAACACAUUUCACGGAAAGCAUAUUUUGCACCCCAAUCACUCAUCAAAUCAAUAAACUGUUAUUUAGUGAAAUUGUCCUCCAAAGGCAGAUGACCCUAAAGAGUACAAAUCAACAGUGUUUUUCAAAUUCUUGUAGUUCAUAAAAUAAAUGAGAAAUUUCUUGGCUAAGAACUGAUGCAUGUUGUUUCAUCACAUCAAUGAUAUUGCCAUCAAUGUUGAGCUCGUUAUCAUCAAAACAUGUGUUUAGCUGUUAAAACGGGGAAAAGUUCUUCUCUAACUUUGCAUACCCUUGUUCAAGUUUCAUUUUGAAAGCAGUCAAUGUUUCAUGACAAUGAAGUACUGAGAUCUCUUGUCCUUGCAGCCACAUGUUGGUGGAAUCAAACGAUUCAAGUAUGUUGACCCUUUCUUAACAGGGAUAUAAGAAAACUGGUAGAAAAACUUUGGGUUCAUGUCUGGUUUAGUGUCUUGCAAAAACUGCUGCAUUUCUUAACGUAAUAGGAAAAUUCCCUUCAAACUUUUACAUUUGGAAAGACACCUGACGUUGGAGCGCAACAGAGAGUGUAUCAAAGACUUUCUUUUCAGAACUCAGAAAACAAACAAAAGUUGAGUACAUUCACAUUAACGAAGUUCACUGUUGUAAUCACUGCACUGAGAACAUUAUUCAUUUCAUCAGGCAUGGUUUCCACCAUUAAGGCUCGACUAUGAAUAGUGCAGUGUGUACCAAUAAUGUUUGGGGAUUUUUGCUUGACUAAAGUUUGAGAACCAGAACAGCAUUCAAGCAUGGAUUGCUGUGAGUACACACGCCAAUGGCAUAUUCUCAUUUGUCCACUUCAUCAAAUAUUUAUUUCGCAGUUAUUCUGGUAAUGAGGGUUUUGAAAAAACAAAGCAAACAUCUUCCAGUUGCUUGUCAUAUACAUAUCCUAUGUAGAUGCACAGUUGGGGUGAUUUGGCGACAUCCAUCAUUUCAUUAAGCUGGAUCGCAAAGAAGUUGAAAAUCAAAUUUUAAAUCUUUGAGACCAUCUACGACAGUAUGUUAUCAGACAUCUCCGCUAUUCACCUCCUAACAGUAUCGUUAGACAGGAAAACAUGCUUCAGCGUCUCCAGUUCAGAACUUCCCAACACAUUCAAUAUGAUAUCUUUGAAUCAAGAUAAUAUCAACUCUUUUCCAAUUUUGUGGGUUUCUUUGCGGCAGAUAUUUUCCUCAAAACUGCACAGCAGGCUUUUAAACAAGCCUUAGUAUUUUGCAAAAAAUUCAUCAAACCUGGAUUUGUGCAAUUUUUCGGCUUGGUGUUUAAAGAAGUUGACCUCUUUGUUUAUUGAGCAGGGACGCUUCAUUUUAAGUUGUCUCUUUAUCUUGCAGUGCUUUAGAGAAGUGGAUGUCAACACAUCAGAACACAAAACACAUAGUGAUUUCUUUUCUCCACUAGACUUUAUUACAGUGAAACCAAAUGUGAAAUAUGAAACGUCAUAUCUAAUUUACUUUAUUUUGGGGGGCCAUUAUAAACUAACAGAAUAAAUCUACUUGUUGAAAUUUUAAAUAUAAAUUACUAAUUAAUAUUGUUUAAGUUAAAAAUUAAAAACUAGAUUAAAUAGCUCAAAUAAUUAAGAUCAUCAAAAGUAUAGCCAGCAUCAUUUAGAAAAGAAAUUUUUACCCUGGAAAAAAUGGGAUGGAGACGAUAGGCUCUUAGGUAUAAGAAAGAUGGAAAAAGUUUUUACACACAAUCUUCUGCAGAGGAAUGCAAAAAAUUAAAUUAGAUUGAAGAGAGUUUGGAGACACAUCCUCUGCCCAAAACAAUAUUCCAUUCGGAAUUCCCUGUUUAGCUCUAAGUUAAGCUCCUAGUUUCUAAGAAUUGGCUGGCCGGCUGUUGGAGAUCUGAGAAAUAUAUACUAACUGAAGUGACUCCUCAUACUAUUGACACUUAACAACAUGCGAAAGAUUUCAGGGAACACAGUGUCAGUGGGCCUAAACAUUGAACACACUCUCUGCGUGAUUCAGAGAAAGAAGUUUGCCUUUACCAAUUCACUAUACUAGUGGUUCUGAAAAUUUAGUGAACGUACCAAGUCUCAUGGGAACUAAAUUGGAUUCCUCCAUGGGACAUAGCAACCAGAAGAAACAAUUGCAAAUAGCCCAAAAUUUGUAUCUUAGUGACCCCUAGAGGAACUGGCACCACAGUUUGAAAAACCUUGAACUUUUAUGACAUAUACUUUAUUUGUAUGUUCUCAUACCCCCAAAGAAACAGAAUUAUUUAAAAGGUUUUUUAAAAAGUUAAUGAUUACAAACUAACACUAACAACCAUGAAGUCAGGAAUGCUUUGCAGAAUGACUUAGUUUUAAGCCAGUUUCUCAUCAUAUAACUUUGGCAGGCAAUCUCAAUGCAAAUUCAUCUUUCUAAGCUCCAAAAUAUCAUCAGUGAUUUUACAUGGAAAUUAUUUUUGGUCAAAUGAUUCCAAUGAAAAUGUAAUUUAUAAUUUAUUUUUUUCAGGUUAUUUCUCAUUAUUGGAGUAAUGUGGGUGCUGUUAACAGUGCUGCUGCAGUGUCUGUAUGUCUGGGCGUUCAAUUUUCCCAAGCUACCUCUCUUUGAAACUAUUGGGUCAGUGAAUUGUUUUUUUUUAAAAACAUUGUUGUUAUUAUCAGCAUUCUUAAUUUGCUCUUGUUUCGCGGCGAGAAAGGAAAGGAAACGUAAAGAUAUAUUUAUUUGAUUUAAUUUGUUUUUGAACAAUAUAUCAGUGAUUUCGGGUUAUAUUAAUCUUACAUGGAUCUUCUUCAAUCAAAAAUAGUAAUUCUCCCUUUUAAAGAUAUUUUUAUUUUAUUUUAUUUUAUUAAGUGACAAUUAAUUUUUUUGAUUGAAGAAGAUCCAUAAUUAAUAUAAGAUUCAUAUAACUAGAACUCACUGAUAUAGUGUUGAAAAACUUGUCUCUGUUGUAUCUGAAAUGAAAUAAAUGAGAAAAUAUAGUUGUAAGAUUUCAAGAUCACAACCAUCAAAGUGCAAAAAGGUAUGUAGAAAUUCAGGAAUAAAAAUAAAACAAAGUCUGUCUGUCACAGCCUAAAAAAACCUGUCUUGAAAUCUGUACAAUUGUAAGACCUUUAAAUUAUCAUUGAUUUAAAUUAAGGUGAAGGCAAUAACCAGUUUUCUUCUCACUGGCAGAGUUUCUGGAUAUUGGAUCUUAUUUAGCAUUGAGCUCCUCGGCCGCACAGUCUUCAACUCUGUGAUAUUGGCCAUUGUCAUGAACUACGGGACUCAGUGUGAAAUGAUUAAGUUCUAUGUCAGGGGAUUAGGUCUCAGGCUGCAGGAGAAAUCUACAGAUUUAAAGACAGCAAUGAAGGUUGGCCUAAUAUUUCUUUCUUUUUCGAAUUAAGUUUGUAUUACUUUAUUUUAUGGUUAGAAAUUUUGCUCUGAUAUUUCCUGGCAUCUAGCUUUUUGUUGUUUGUUGUUUUUAUAGCACAGUGACAUGAAUAUUCUUGAAAACAAACAUCCCUCUUCCCCAAAUACAUUUUAAAAUAAUUCACUCACAGAUGUUUCUAUUUAACACACAAUAAAUAAACUAUACAAUUUUUUUUGAAUGGGAUAUAUUACAAGAAUGUAAUUAUCUUUUUAUUGUCAACUGACAAACAUUUUUUUUUUUUACUGUGUAAAGAAAUUGAAAAUCAUUUAAAAACCAUUUAUUUAGUUGUAGCAUUAUCUUCUAUGACAUUAUUUACAACCUCUUAAAGCAUGUGAAAACACGUUUACAGAUCAUUAAUUAUUUUAUGAUAGUAAAAGAAGAUAACUGUUGGAGGAAUUAAACAUUCAAUAUUUAUUUAACGAGGGGGACCUUGUUUGCAGGAUUUGUUGAUGCUGAGGCAAAGUUUGAGUUUGUUAAAUGGGAUCAUUUCCAAAAUGACCUCCCUUGCAGCAGUUAUCUUGGCAGAGCUGACCAUCAUUGGUGAGUUGAAGUUCUUUUUAAAACACAUGCACCGUCUAGCUGUUUACUAUUUUACUAUUUUACUAGUUUACUAUUUAACAAUAUAGCGGGUUAUCAUUGUUUUUUCUUUGUUUCAUCUCAAAGCAAUUUAAUUUAAAACUUACCGCAGUCAUAAAUAAAUAUAAUUUGUCACUUUAGGACCAUGUAAAUCUAUUUUCAAGGCAUUACACUAUAACCAAACAGCUUUGAAAGAACUGGAUCACUAAGAUGUCUUCUAAUUCAAAAAAAAAAUACAGCUACAUGGACUGUUGUUUUAAUAUUUAAUAUACUCUUCUUUCUUGUAAUUAAAACAUUAUGCAAAAAAAAAAAAAGUCUAUGAAAAUGUUGCAAAAGUUUAUUUAAGGUCACAUAAAUGAGGCUGAAAAUAUUGCAUAAGGUUAUUUAUGGUCACAUGAAGGCUGAAAAUGUUACAUAAAUGACAGCAUUAAAUGGAUAUGUUUUGUUUUUUGCUCUCGUCCCUUGUCAGGUGUUUGCAUACUUUUUCUCAAUGAGUUUGACGACCCCAAGGUAUGGGCCUAUCGAAGUUUUUUCCCCGUUAUCUGGGCGCUUAUGCUCUGCUUCCCACUGUUUCAAGUAAGUUAUCUGCCUUUGGUUGUUUUAGAGUUAUCUCCAACUGUUAUCCUAAGCAGUUGUUGAUUACCCUGUUAUUUUAGGGUUUCAAGGCUUUUGAAUUGUAAGAGGACAUGUGUGAAGGACUUUAUACUCUCACAAUGAUAAAUAAAUAUUCCUCUCUCUAGCUGUUUCUCCAUAAAACAGGAUUCAUUGUUUGCCAUGAAAUAAGAAAAUACAAAAACAAAAGGACAAAAACAAAAUGACACUAACAAAAUAACACUAACAAAAUGACACUAACAAAAUAACACUAACAAAAUGACACUAACAAAAUAACACUAACAAAAUGACACUAACAAAAUGACACUAACAAAAUGACACUAACAAAUUGACACUAACAAAAUGACACUAACAAAAUGACACUAACAAAAUGACACUAACAAAAUGACACUAACAAAAUGACACUAACAAAAACUGUGAUUGUUUUACUGUGAUUGUUUUACUGUGAUUGUUUUAGACACUAACAAAAUGACACUAACAAAAUGACACUAACAAAAUGACACUAACAAAAUGACACUAACAAAAUGACACUAACAAAAUAUCACUAACAAAAUAACAUUAACAAAAUGAUAAAAACAAAAUGACACAAAUUAAAUUCUCUUUUUGGAAAAUAACUAAAAGAAUAGAUCAGUUGUUCAUUUUUAAAAAAAAUCUUUAUAAAAACCCACAACAACUGAAAGCCAGUAAUUCAUCUUGAGCAUUAAAAAACUAUCCUUACUUUAGAUCAGGGGUCUCAAACUCAAAUGAUCCGGAGGCCGCAAGAGGUUUAGUCUGAGUGAGACUGGGCCGCAUCAAGUAUUUCACACAAAAAAGCGAUGACAAAUCUAAUAAAGAACAACUGUUACAAUCUGCUCAACCUUUAUUAAUAACAAAUACAAACAUUAAAGGGUUCUUGAGAACCAGGCUUCCUACCCCUUGUUGCCAGAGACCUGUGAACCUUUCUUCUUAUACAUCUGAGCAACAUUUAGCUUGAGUGAGGAAGCAACUGAGACCCUCAUUAUAGCUUUAAGAUGCUCAUCAGUAAGUUUGGCCCUGAACUAUUAGUUGUAUUACUUGAUCUGCUUGAACAACCUGGAAAUCUCAGGGAAGGUGGAGGGCAAUCUCUCAUAAAUUGUCCAAGUUUGUCUGUUUUUCCAUUCACCUCCCUGAACUUAGCCUUGAGUUCAGAAUUGCCCUGAAUAUUAAUCAGCUCCAUUUGAAGGGCAAAAAAAAAAGUUUGGGGGUGGUUGGGGUGGGGGGGGGGGGGCAUCUUCCACAUUGAAGGAUAAAGGGUCAACAAACAUUUGAAAAUGUCUCUGUGUGUUUUAAAGUCUGAAAACCUGUGUUCAAAUUUUUGAGUUCAGAAUUGCCCUGAAUAUUAAUCAGCUCCAUUUGAAGGGCAAAAAAAAAAGUUUGGGGGUGGUUGGGGUGGGGGGGGGGGGUGCAUCUUCCACAUUGAAGGAUAAAGGGUCAACAAACAUUUGAAAAUGUCUCUGUGUGUUUUAAAGUCUGAAAACCUGUGUUCAAAUUCGUACUUUGGCCGCCAUGUUUGUCUCAUAAAUGCUAUAAAAUAAAAACUUUUAGUCCAAUUUAAAGGUUUUUUUACCAUUUUAAAUAACGACCAAACCUAUAAAAACAUAAUAAAAUCACAAUUACACUAGUGGGUGACAUUCGACUGAAACCGUAGCGGAGGGUCACAUUAUAGAUAUGAGAAUGGGGUAAUGCGUCAGGUACCGGGCCGGAAAAUAUCGCCUUGCGGGCCACAAAUGGCCCGAGGGCUGCCAGUUUGAGACCCCUGCUUUAGAAUGACUUAGAGAGAUCUUUUUAACAAGAGUUGCAAUUUUAUUGUCCAUCUACUUCAUUCCUUACUAUUUUUUUUCAUUCCACAGGCAGCACGUGUCAACUCUAUAUGUUUACGGAUUCAAAAAAUUUCCCUGGAAAUGAGGGUCUUUGGAUACAAGGGGGCUUCCAUUCUAGAUCUGGACUCCUUUCUACAAUUUGUUUCUCUAACCAAAUUGAAAGUGAGUUCUUUUCUUUAUUUCCUCAAAAUAAUUAAUUAAAUUUCAUUUGAUUUAAUCAAAAGAGGCCCCCUGGUUUAAUUGAGUAAAGUUAAAGACUUCAACAAAAUUAAAGGGAGGUGAAAAAAGUCGGCCCCUACAUUUUUUUGGACAGUUAGUGAAGAUUAAACAACGUUCUUUUAUGGUAAUAUUUAAUGUAGUAUGCUAUAGUUCAAUAGAGCUCAACUAACAUUUCUCAGUAUUUUAAGAUAACUGAUGUAGAGUAGGGAAGACAAAAUCAAUAUUUUGAUCAUUGAACUGUUUAGCAGUAUAUAAACAAAAGGGAGACAUAAUUUAUAAGCUUGAAAUUGUGCCCAGCUGAUGAUAAAUUUGUUUUGUUUAAUUAUAAAUUAAAUUAAAAGUCUUCAUCAGAAAAAUUUAGCAUUAAAGAUAUUCAAUCUAAAGAAUAUUUAAUCGUAGAAAAGAAUUGCUAUGCUGAAAUUAUCAAUAGUUAAAAAUGUGUGUAUCCAAGAAAUCAAUUACUUAACUGUAUAUGGUUUUGGCAAUGAUGUCAGUUGCAUGCUUGGUGUCUCUCGUAUCUUGAAAUGAGUUUAACUUGUUCCCCACUUACUACCGUUUUAUUCCCCAGGCCAAGCUGUUCCACAUUCCCAUGCUGCCAUCACAUCUCAUCUUCACAGGGGUUGUCACAGCCUUUGUGCUUCUCAUCCUUGUGCAGACCAGUAGCAUCGGCCCGGCAAACUACUACUUCUGAAAACAGCCAUCAGAUAGUGUUAGAUGUUCUGUCAAUCAUGUUAGACUUUGUGCUUCUCAUCCUUGUGCAGACCAGUAGCAUCGGCCCGGCAAACUACUACUUCUGAAAACAGCCAUCAGAUAGUGUUAGAUGUUCUGUCAAUCAUGUUAGACUUUGUGCUUCUCAUCCUUGUGCAGACCAGUAGCAUCGGCCCGGCAAACUACUACUUCUGAAAACAGCCAUCAGAUUGUGUUAGAUGUUCUGUCAAUCAUGUUAGACAUGCCUGUGAUUUCACAACUCUCAAGAAUUUGGAAGGUAGAAUCUUCAACAGAAUCUUGAGCUUCUAAAAUUGUGUGGAUUUCUGAUGCUGGGCAUUUAAUUAUAAUAAAGGCAGCUACUCAUUUGAAAGAAUAUAUUUCUUCAUAUCUACUGCAUUCAACCUCGGUGAGACGUUUGAUUUGGUAUGGAGAGUUCUGAACCCUGUGUGAGUGGUCUACACUUUUGCUAAUGGUAACUCACUAGAUAUCAGUUACAUAUUGGUAUUGAAAUAUUCCAGAUAUUGGAAUUUUCAAUGAAUCACAAUCCUGUUGCAAUAUAUCAACUUAUUUGAACCCAUACUAGUGCAUAUACUUAUUGUUGUAAUGUUUUAUUUGAAAUUUGUUAUACUGAAACAUAAUUAACUCAAUGAAAUUGAUAUGUGAUUGGUCUUAUGACUUUCUGGUAUCAAUUUUGCAAAUAAGAUAGACCUUUAGCUGCCAUGAACUGUUUAGUCCCAUUAAUGUUUUUUUGGCUGACAUUUUGGCUCAGUAAGGUCAUGUUCGGCAUAGUAAGUCAUACUCGGCUCAGGAAGUCAUGUUUGGCUUAGUAAGUCAUGUUUGGCUCAGUAAGUCCUGUUUGGCUCAGUAAUUCCUGUUUGGCUCAGUAAGUCAUGCUUGGCCCAGUAGUCAUGCUUGGCUCAGUAAGUCAUGUUUCGCUCAGUAAGUCAUGUUGGGCUAAGUAAGUCAUGUUUGGCUCAGUAAGUCAUGUUUGGCU